Molecule: messenger RNA, 2503 nt
Organism: Osmerus eperlanus (European smelt)
Lineage: Eukaryota; Metazoa; Chordata; Actinopteri; Osmeriformes; Osmeridae
Gene: ppm1na
Product: protein phosphatase, Mg2+/Mn2+ dependent, 1Na (putative)
Exons: 9
Coding region: 417-1721 (434 amino acids)
Biological process (GO): peptidyl-threonine dephosphorylation; positive regulation of canonical Wnt signaling pathway; positive regulation of canonical NF-kappaB signal transduction
Cellular component (GO): nucleus; cytosol
Molecular function (GO): magnesium ion binding; manganese ion binding; protein serine/threonine phosphatase activity
Source: RefSeq, a predicted model, not a curated record
UAGACAGGCUAAUUGAAAUGUAAGGUAAGGACAGGGACAGGAGAGGGGGAGGGAAAGGAGAGGGAGACAGAAACAGCUAGAGGAAGAGAUAGAAAGGAAAAGAGAAAGACAGAAAAGAGAUGGGGAGGACAGACAGCACAAACUGACCAACACAAAAAUAAUUUCAAGGAAACUGAAAGGCUUUACACAAGGCUCAACAUGGCCACCUCUAUUUUGACCAGUUUGAAGUGACCCCGACCAAGGACCUUUCACCUGCAACAGACUUGUAUCCAUCUUAACCGACUUCCAGCUGCAGUGUCCGAUCUGUCCUGGACCUGCUGAAGACCAGGCAAGGCCGGAGAAGGAGGUACAGGUUCUCUAGGAGGCGAAGGACCCCCCGGCCAAGCAGGAAGCUCCAGCGUCGUCUCUGCAUCGCCAUGAGGACAGCCAGGCGCGCCAGCGCGGUGGAGGUGCCCUCCUUCCUCCGCCAGCUGGCCAAGGAGACUGAAAAGAUGGUCACCUUCUUCUUCAAAGGAGGGCAGCGUGACAACCAGGGCGGCGAGGAUGGCGAGUUUGAGGAUGACGAUUCUUACCCCAGCCCUUACCUGGACCGGCCCAUCCUGGAGAAGCACAUCUCGGAGGGGGGGUCACAGUGGGGGGUGAACUACGCCCUGGCCAGCAUGCAGGGCUGGAGGGUGCAGAUGGAGGAUGCCCACACCUGCAUGCCUCAUCUGGAGGGGGAGCUGGCGGAGUGGGGGUACUUUGCCGUGUUUGACGGACACGCCGGCAGCACCGUAGCGGAGUACUGUGCCAGGAACCUGCUGGAACACAUCCUCCAAACAGGGGGAGUAAAGCUUGAGAACGACGCAGACGAGGUGAAGGAUGGGAUCCGGGAGGGCUUCCUGGCGAUAGACAGGCACAUGCAGAAGCUCUCUCGCCAGGACAACUGGGAGCGCAGUGGCUCCACCGCGGCCGCUAUCCUGCUAUCCCCGCACCACGUCUACUUCAUCAACUGUGGCGACUCACGCACGCUCCUCUGCCGUGACGGAAAGGUGAUCUUCUACACAGAGGACCACAAGCCCUUCAACCCCAGGGAGAAAGAGCGGAUCCAGAAUGCCGGUGGGUCCGUCACCCUGCAACGGGUCAACGGUUCCCUCGCCGUUUCCCGUGCGCUGGGGGACUUCGACUUCAAGGAGGUGGAGUGGCGUGCGCAGACGGAGCAGCUGGUGUCUCCAGAGCCCGAAGUGUACGAGUUGGAGCGCUCGCCGCAGGACGAGUUCCUGAUCCUGGCGUGCGACGGUGUGUGGGACGUCAUCGGGAAUGAAGAGCUCUGUGCCUUCGUCAGAAGCAGGAUGCAGGUCUGUGACGACCUGAGGGAGAUAUGCUCACAGGUCAUCGACCUCUGCCUCUACAAGGGCAGCUUGGACAACAUGAGCAUCAUCAUUGUGUGCUUCCCUGGAGCCCCCCAGGUCUCCCAGGAGGCCCUGAAGAAGGAGGCCGAGCUGGAGCAGCUCAUAGAACUCAAAGUAGAAGAGAUUAUUCAGAUACUGAAGGGCAGGGAUGAAGAUCCUGACUUUCUGUAUGUGAUGAAGUUCCUGGCCUCUGAAAACAUCCCUGGUCUACCACCAGGAGGCGGCAUCACAAGCAAGAGAGAUUGCAUUAUCUCAGCCUACCAGAGACUGACCAUGUCCCUCAGACCCCAGGAACCAAUGGAUAUUGAAGGAUCUGAGGACUCCAACUAACUGUUACCAGAGAAACGGAACACUCAAGCCAUGCCCAUGCAUCCCCAUGGUGAAGAGUUCCCGCAAGAAUCGUCCAGCAAGCUUAACGAGGACAUGUGGUGGGCGGGAGUUUGACAAGAAAAUGACCUCUGUUAGCCAAUCAUCUUCAUAUUCAAAUCAACUCUGCGCCAAUACAUUCUACAGCUGCCUGCAUGCUUUAAAUAGUACAGUGCUUUGUGGUGUCCAAUGGAAACUACUUUUCCUACAAUUGCUAUCACACAUACAGACAGAUAAGAAGUGUUUUCUGAAGAGCUUGUCUGCUCUCCUGGUGCCUGUGUAAAGUAUUUAGUCUCUUUUUCUGUAGUUAGUUAGCCUGGCAUCGCCAGUCCAAUUCACAAAUUAUUUGGUCACUGACCAAAAUGUUCCUGGACGCAAUUGGAUACAAUUGGAUAGAUAAAAACAAUCAGACCAAUGAAACGUCAUCUUGGUUGUUUACGACAAUGCCUCAACGGCACUCAUCGUAUUAAACCCGCCCCAUAUAAGAUAAAGGGUUGUGAUUGGCCUGACCAGAUUCUGGCCAGGAAGGAAAUCUGUUUAAAUGAGAGGGUGGCCAGACCCAUCUGCCAGAGCAAAUAAAACAGGAGCUCACCGGUUCAUCUGGUUCCCAGGCCAGUAGUUACUAUCUGGACAUGGACGUUUAUGGUUCACAUUUUGAAGUGAACAGAAAAACAAAGCAAUUAUUCACUUUCUGUGGAAAUAUUUUAUUACUACAAACUGAAUAAAUACUCAGAAGUAUAAAGAGC